This is a messenger RNA of Suillus plorans, 726 nucleotides long. RefSeq lists its product as uncharacterized. The transcript has a single exon. The annotation marks the transcript as partial. The record is from RefSeq and is a predicted model, not a curated record. Lineage: Eukaryota; Fungi; Basidiomycota; Agaricomycetes; Boletales; Suillaceae.
AUGAGGUGGGAGGCAAUCUCCAUCAAUCCAGAAAUCACAAGACAACUACCAGUCUGGUUCCACCUGGGGGCCUCGAACGAACUUAAGAAACUGAAUAACCGCCUUUACGCCAACUGCCUAAGAGCGGGACAUAAAGCCCUCUCAGUAGGCAAGCUAGAGGCCCUAACACUAAGACAGGACCCGUCGCACAGGAAACACCACAAGUGCCCCUGCACCAACUGUACCUAUGACAGAACCCUGCAAUGCAAAAAACCAUUCAAGUGCAUGCAGCUCGCAAAAGACAUCCUCACCUGUAUCCUCCCAAAAUGGAACCCUCAGUCGUGCACCACACCCUAUGCACUUAACAUAUCACCCGAGCAAAUAGCCACCGUCGAAGAAACCCAAAGCGACCAAGCUCCCGCUCCCUUCGACCCCAUCUUCCCCACAACAGACUCCUUAGACUCAGGAUUCAGAGCUUUCAUCACCCCCAGAACACCCUGCACCCUCCCAGCAAGGCAAAUCAGAGAACAACAAAGAAAUACCCCAGAACUUAUCAGGAUCAUAAUCGCAUGCUCGCACCAAAUCAACAGGAACAGUGACCACGAAUCCAGUGGGGUUGCGUGGCUUGGACAUGGCAACAUCCGCAACAAAGCGAUAAAACUGCCAGAAGACUUAGCAGCACCGGGAGCAAGAGAAGCAGGAGCUCUACUUACAGCCAUUUCCACCCUCCCUACUAACAUUCCCCUU